CGGCGGCUUUCUUCUCUGACCCCCCUCCAGCAUGAAGUAAAAAUAGUGAAUGGAAAUCGACGGAAUGAUAACGCAAGGAAUCGCACAGGAAAAGUUACAUCAAUUAAAAUGCGGUCAAUUGAGUUUGCGUGGAGAAAAGUUUCAUCCUACACUACAGUAGUAGGGAAGGUACAUAAGAUCAGCCACACCCCUGUAUGAAGGACUAGUAGUCAAGCAAUUGAAACCCAUACAACUGGCAAGUGGCAAGACAAACUCAGUUGUCCAAUAUUGCUAGAUGUACUCCGUAGAUAGAGUAUGAUUAGAUCAUGGACAUGCCCAUGCACCACUGUCUUGACUCUUGACGCAAGUUCCACACCGUCAGCCAACUCAGUCUAACAGGCGUGAUAUGCCUGCAAAUAUUCUAAGUCUUCGUUUUAUUAGAUUCAUAGAGCACUAUAAGGCCGGUCAUGACAUAAAAGCGGCAGCCGGGCUAGCUCAAUCGGUAGAGCGUGAGACUCUUAUGAGAUUCAUCUCAAGGUUGCGGGUUCGACCCCCGCGUUCGGCUUUAACCCUCGCCGGGCUAGCUCAAUCGGUAGAGCGUGAGACUCUUAAUCUCAAGGCUGCGGGUUCGACCCCCGCGUUCGGCUUCUUUUUGCUCUUGUAUCGUGUGAUUUGGCAUGUCGUUGUUGAUUUAUCUUUUUGUCGACUGUAUGGCGUUGUGGUGGUGGUGGUGGUGGUUGGUGGCUGUUGCUUACCCGCCUAUAUGGAUGGAGUAAGUGUGUGUAUCCAAGGGUCACUAAGCGCCGACCACAGACAGCCCACUACCGACGGAUAGUCACCUCUGGCUGACCAGGAGCGAGUUUCAGAAUCGCAGAACCUGGCAGUUUUGACCCACUGGACAGGUUGUACUCGCUGUACCUGCUUG
This is a messenger RNA of Aspergillus wentii DTO 134E9, 904 nucleotides long. RefSeq lists its product as uncharacterized. NCBI's taxonomy places the organism in Eukaryota, Fungi, Ascomycota, Eurotiomycetes, Eurotiales, Aspergillaceae. The coding region runs from base 386 to 814 and encodes 142 amino acids. The record is from RefSeq and is a predicted model, not a curated record. The transcript has 2 exons.